Molecule: messenger RNA, 2266 nt
Organism: Gadus macrocephalus (Pacific cod)
Lineage: Eukaryota; Metazoa; Chordata; Actinopteri; Gadiformes; Gadidae
Exons: 11
Coding region: 66-1070 (334 amino acids)
Source: RefSeq, a predicted model, not a curated record
CAGUGAGCAGUAGUUUGAGCUAUCAGACAGACAGAGACAGACAGACAGACAGACAGACAGUGGAUAUGGUUCCUUCUCCGUCAUGCAAAGAUACUUCAAUCAAUGAAGAAUGUAACAAACCCACCUCCUCUGAUCAUGGAAGUACAGAGUUAGUAGCUGGAGAUAGUGUCUCUCUAUCAUGUGAUGGGGCUCAGAGUGAGUGUUCCUGUAUUACCUGGCUGUUCAAUUACAACAAUGGAGCGUCUGUAGAAUUGGUUGUAGAUGGGAAGGUUAAGCCUGGAGACAAGAAAGAAAGACUACAUAUUACAAAGGAGUGUUCUCUGGAGGUAAAGAAGUUUAGUAAGGAAGAUGAAGGUGUUUACACCUGCAGAGGGUUCCCAUCAUCAGAAGGACACGUUGAUCAUACACGGCAUGAAGUAAAACUAAUGACAUCAAGCACAAACAGACCAACCACAACCACAGUGAAAGUGCCUUUGCCACAUGGAGUAGCAAACACAACUUGCACAAGCACAUCCAAACCAACGACUAUACCAGUGAAAGGAGCAGCCAGCAGCAGCCCAGCAGCAAGGCCCUCAACAUCAACACCAACCACACACACACUGAACGGAGCCGCCCGCAGCAGCCCAACAUCAAGGCCCCCAACAACACCAACACCACGUACACCCAACGGUGGAUCUCACCUGGAGUUCUAUUUAGGAGUCGGGGUAGCGCUGGGUACCGCGGUCCUGUUGAUCGUGGGCCUGGUUCUCCUCAUUCGCUGGCUCAGAAGGAGAGGAAACAAGAGGCCAAAGGACACCACAACCAUUGGUCUGACCUCUAUCAGGGACACCCCACCAGUCAUAGGAGGCCUUCAUGACCAGCAUCUCAGCGUGGACGGAGAUCAGGGCGGAGGUCCAACAUACGCCUCUAUUGUCCUGCCUGAGGGACAGAGGAGCGUGGCUACAGCCCAGGUUGAGGACGAUUCCAGCGAUGCAGUGACCUACGCCUCAGUGAGGGCCUCUCCCAGAUGUGGAGAGAAGGCUGUUGAUGUGGACGUACACUACGCCACCGUCAACAAACGGGGAAAAUGACAAAACAUCUGUAGAUGAGUACUUGAUAAAACAGAGCCAACAGCAACCGGCAGUAGCAAUUAAGGUUGUAUUCAAGUUUAGUAUAUUAAUAGUAAUCUUCAGAAAAUAAAUUGGAUCAAUAAUUGCUGAAUGAAUUGCUGAAUUUUCGUUUGAGAGAAGAUAAGAGGGAAAUGUAAACUGGAAAACCUACAAUUCCUGAAGAAAUUGUACUUACAUUCCAUUACAUGCUUAUGUGUGUCUAUAUUUGUGUGUUUAUCUAUGUGUACAUUAUGUUCCCGUAUGUGUACGUAUGUAUGUGAAAGUAUGAACUAGUUCAAUGCUACCAGCAGUUUAUCUCCGACCACUUUGUGAGCUCAGCUUGUCUCUGUUGUUAACACAGAUGUCCCGUUGAAGGUUGUGUGCGAUGUGUGCAUUGGAAAAUUCAAAAGUUUAAUAUCCUAAAAAGUAUUGCCUAAUUAGCUCAUCGUGUUUAUCAUUUUGAUGUACAAUAUGUGUAUUUUGUGUAAAUAUUGAGGGAGUAGAUGCAGUUUAUACACAUUACUUGGUUUCCAUUUUUUGCUUAGAAAAUUCUUAGCACACUAUUCCACUAUACUUCCUAUUUUUUUGUCUUUCUAUGUCAUUGUUUGUGCGAACAGAUAGAGACCGGUGUAACACCGGAAAGGGAAGAAGAAGGAGUGUGAGAAAGAACAGUACUUGCCUUGCUUGCGGGUUUGCCAGUAAUAAGAAGUAGGCCUAUGCAAGGGAAUUACUUGCCCUGCUCGCAGCAGUGCAACUAAUUACCAUGAAGUAGGCCUACCGGUUAUUACCAAUCACCAAAGUUAAUUAAGGUGAAUUAUAAUUUACUUGAAUUUCUCGACUGGAAUCAAUACAGUAGUAUCGCUUGUCUAAUACAAAUGCUUGUAUUUAGAUGGCCUUUAGAGGGCGCCAUAGACUAAACUGAUGGGGACUUGUAAAAAGUAGCUCUAUAAAUGUUCUUAUUAAACACCGACAGCGAGACCUAAUCGAAAGGACAUAAAGCGUUACAUUCACCGUGUUAAGUGUGGUUAAGUGAUGGAUGUGGAUCAAAGAUUAGUUUAGCUCAAAGAUUUAGUUAACACGUAUUGCUUGAAUAGGCAUGACACCUUAUGUUUUGGCAUUAUGUUAAUAGUAUUGAGUGUAAUUUGGUGAGCUUUAUACUAAAGAUGUCUGCAACAAAA